Anopheles aquasalis is the source of this 1370-nucleotide messenger RNA. RefSeq names its product lipid droplet associated hydrolase sturkopf (gene sturkopf). Gene Ontology annotation, molecular function: lipase activity. Lineage: Eukaryota; Metazoa; Arthropoda; Insecta; Diptera; Culicidae. Gene Ontology annotation, cellular component: lipid droplet. The record is from RefSeq and is a predicted model, not a curated record. Gene Ontology annotation, biological process: lipid storage.
GUUCAUAAUUGUCUCGGGUUCCUGUGCUGCGUUAAUCGAUGUUGAGUUUGCACGGUGGUUUGGUGAAACGAAUUGGUGUGAUAACAACGUUACUGAGAGGCACAGUCCAACCCGGAAUUCGAAUAACGAGCGCGAUAAACAUGCAGGAAUCUUACCCGGUUAUCGCUAAAGUUCCCACGCACAUACUGACGUGGGGAAAAUGGAUCGAGGAAUCGCUCGGAGAUCAGAAGGAGAUCGUGCUCUGCAUCACCGGUAAUCCGGGGUUGCCAGGAUUUUACACAAAAUUUCUGUCCACAGUGCACGAGUGUUUGAACAAGGAAAUGCCCGUAUGGGUCAUUGGUCAGGCUGGUCACGAUGAGGCUGACGAGAACCCGUACAAACGGCCGACGAAACCACUGAAGGGUAAUGAAGAGCUCUAUAACCUGAGCGGACAGCUGCAGCACAAGAUUGAGUUUAUUCGCAAAUACGUCCCGGAAGAUGUAAAGAUCCAUCUGAUUGCUCAUUCGAUCGGAUCCUACAUGGCACUGGAGUUGCUGAAGGUACCGGAUAUAAGUGCCCGGGUAAAGCACUGCUACUUUCUUUUCCCAACCCUCGAGAGAAUGGCAAGCACGAGAAACGGAUUUAUCGUGACACGGUUGAUCAAUCCGGUAUGGUGCGUCUGGCAAUGGUUUUAUCGGGUGUUCGCGAUGCUGCCCCUGUUUGUGCGUACGUGGAUAAUUUACAUCUACUUCCUGAUCGAUAGAAUCCCCAAGUGCUACUUAGGAACGGGUUUGAAGUACAUGAACCCGGCCGUGAUUGAUAAGAUUUGGUUUCUUGCCAUCGACGAAAUGAAAAAGGUGAAGGAGCUCGACGUCAACACCCUGUCCGAGAACAAACACCGAAUCAAGCUGUACUACGGGACGACCGAUGGAUGGGUACCGGUUAAGUACUAUCAUGACCUAAAGGCACGCCUUCCGGACAUAGAUGCUGAACUUUGCACAAAGAAAUAUGAUCAUGCAUUCGUUUUGCGCUCCGCCGCACAGAUGGGCUUUACUGUUGGUGAGUGGAUUUUGAAAUAUCGUGUUUAAAAAAAAUCUUAUUUAUAAGCAACCUAGUUGCAUAUGCCGGUACUAUGGUGAUUCUAAGUUGUUGAAACGAAAACCACAGGAAUCCUGGCGUUUUCUGAUAACGUGAUGCUGUGGUCUGUAGUCGCGGUAAAAUUGAAUAAAGUGAUUAGAACGAUAAUUAAACGGUCAAUUAUUCAUGUUAACUUAGUGACAUAACUUGCGAGUCCUCCCAUUUGCAUAAAAACAUAAUUUCAUAGCAUUUUUUCUAUUUGAUUCAACUUGCUUAUUGGAAAAAGAAAGAACACAAAUACUCGCUGCUACCAU